Cylicocyclus nassatus is the source of this 993-nucleotide messenger RNA. NCBI's taxonomy places the organism in Eukaryota, Metazoa, Nematoda, Chromadorea, Rhabditida, Strongylidae. The record is from the annotation of a GenBank genome assembly.
AUGCCCAAAACCUUCUUUGUCGUCAGUGUAGCUGGCACAGGCAUCAUAAGCCUGAUCUGUGUCUUUAUCAUCAUCUACUUGGUGAAGGAUAUCAAUGACUUCUACGAUGAAGUCAUCCAAGAGCUUUCAGAGUUUAACGGUCUGGCCGAGUCAGCAUGGCAUGAGAUGCAGCCGUCUUACCUCGCACGAAAUAGAAGAAGUGGUCUUUCCAUGCAAAAGCCCAGAAAACCUCGUCAGUGGCCAGCACACUGCGCUUGCGCAUUGAUAUCAAUGAGCUGCCCGAUUGGUCCACCUGGUCCACCGGGGAUGCCUGGGCCCGAUGGAGAGGAUGGCCCACCAGGUUCGCCUGGUAGACGUGGAAACGAUGGAAUCACUAUAAGUCAUGGGGGUGGAGCUGGCGGAUGCAUAGCAUGCCCGGCAGGACCUCCCGGACCUGCGGGACCUGAUGGACACGCGGGUUUGCCUGGACCCAUUGGAAUGCCUGGAAAAAGCGGAGCGGGAGGAGGUAUGGGCCCGCCAGGACCGCCCGGACCUGCCGGAGAUCCCGGACCUGCUGGAGAAGCUGGAAAUGCGGGAGCACCAGGUAUGCCAGGUAGCCCAGGACAGCGCAGCAUCGGCACACCAGGACCAGCUGGAAUGCAGGGUCCAAUGGGACCGCCUGGUCCACCUGGCUCAGAAGGACUUUACGGUGUAGAACCAUCGCCUGGUCCGCCAGGCCCUGUAGGGCCCCCAGGAAGGGCCGGGCCACCGGGACCAGAUGGAAUAAGGGGACCUCCUGGAUCUUCUGGUAUGCCAGGCGGUGACGGUCACUACUGCCCCUGUCCACCACGCACCAUUAGACAAAGAAACACUAGCAAAUAUCAUAAAAAAGACGAUGCCCUAGCACAUUCAAAAAGGAGGCUGCUGUUUCUAUUUGCUCAACCCAAAACAAUCGCAGUACUCGCAAAUAAAAGCAGGCCAGUAGAUCGCUUAAAAAAGAAGGUCACUAAAUAG